Messenger RNA from Pungitius pungitius (ninespine stickleback), 2898 nucleotides. RefSeq names its product hepatocyte nuclear factor 4, gamma (gene hnf4g). The transcript is spliced from 12 exons. Bases 411 to 1781 code for a protein of 456 amino acids. Gene Ontology annotation, biological process: positive regulation of transcription by RNA polymerase II; cell differentiation; anatomical structure development. Gene Ontology annotation, molecular function: nuclear receptor activity; RNA polymerase II cis-regulatory region sequence-specific DNA binding; zinc ion binding. Gene Ontology annotation, cellular component: nucleus. The record is from RefSeq and is a predicted model, not a curated record. Lineage: Eukaryota; Metazoa; Chordata; Actinopteri; Perciformes; Gasterosteidae.
AGUUUGUUUAGUAAAUCGAUCUAAUGACGGGGCUACGGUGGCACCAUCCAAUGUGUCGCUACAGGAAUGAUAGGCCGCUCAGCUCUUCAAACCUUCCUUUUUGAUGUUGUCAAACAGCUUUUGCCGUUUUGCCAUUCUCAGUGUCACUCGGAUCCAUGUUGCACUUUGGUACUGCGCACUACCAGAGCACAACAGUACAACCGGAUAAAUGCACAUCCCGGGCAGGCACAGAAACACAGAUGGGAUUAUGGAUCGUUCAUGCCAGGGAUGUCCCUUGUUAUGGCUGUGAGAAUAAGAUGAAGCAAAGACCAGCAGGUAGAGGAAAGGAGAAGACUAGAGGGUGAACUGAAGAAGAGGAGAGAAGCAAAGAGAGGAAGAAGAAGGGUGAGGACAGCCAAGUUGAAACGGGAAUGAAGUAUCAUUCUGCUCCUCAGAGUAAGUCUCUGUUAGAAAUGGAAGAGGCAAACUAUUGUGAAGGCCUGGAUCCCUCUUACAGCACACUAGGCUUUGAGAAUGCAGAGGUGCUCUGUGGAGGAGGAGACAGCAUGCCGAUAGAGCCAGGCCUGACAGUCGGUCCAGACGGAGUCAGCAGUAAUUGUGCCAUCUGUGGAGACAAAGCCACAGGAAAACACUAUGGAGCCUCCAGCUGUGACGGCUGUAAGGGCUUCUUCAGGCGCUCCAUACGCAAGAGCCAUGUGUACACCUGCAGGUUCAGCAGACAAUGCGUUGUGGACAAAGAUAAGAGAAACCAAUGUCGUUUCUGCAGACUCAACAAAUGCUUCAGGGCUGGCAUGAAGAAAGAAGCUGUACAGAACGAGCGGGAUCGGAUCAGCUCCAGAAGAAGUAUCCCCGACACCCAGGACAUGCCACCCAUUACCAUCUUGGCCCAAGCUGAAUCACUGUCCCAACAGAUCACUGCCCCACUUGGAGUAGCAGACACAUCGGAGCAGAAGCCAGCGACUGUGGGAGAUGCAUGUGACUCGAUGAGACAACAGUUAUUGGUCUUGGUGGAAUGGGCCAAGUAUAUUCCUGCAUUUGGGGAACUGCCACUGGAUGACCAGGUGAGUUUGCUCAGGGCUCAUGCAGGUGAGCACCUUUUGCUUGGUGUCGCCAAAAGGUCAAUGCCAUUCAAGGACUUCCUGCUUUUAGGCAGUGGCUGUGUGAUCCACAGGAACAGUCCUGAACAAGAAAUGUACAAGGUAGCCAACCGAGUGCUGGACGAGCUGGUCCAGCCCUUCCAGGAAAUUCAAAUAGACGACAACGAGUAUGCAGCGCUCAAGGCUAUUGUCUUCUUUGACCCGGAUGCAAAGUCUUUGCGGGACCCGAUGAAGAUUAAGGCCAUUCGUCUUCAGGUCCAGAUGAGUCUGGAAGACUACAUUAAUGACCGUCAGUAUGACUCAAGGGGUCGUUUUGGGGAGCUGUUACUCCUGCUGCCCACCCUGCAGAGCAUCACCUGGCAGAUGAUCGAACAGCUUCAGUUCAUUAAGCUGUGUGGCCUGGCCAAGAUAGACAACCUUCUGCAGGAGAUGCUGCUGGGAGGUCUUACGUCAGAGCCCACACACCUGCACCACCAGGCACACACCCAGCUAGCCCAGGACCCUUUGACCGGACACACGCUGGUCAUCAGCACCCUGCCGGUCGCUCACACUACACAGAUAGCCACUCCAGACACUCCCAUCCCAUCACCCCCUCAGGGUCCGGCCCCAGAGAAGUACAAACACUUUACCCAUCCUCUUUGUCCUCCAGCCAGCCCCUCUCCUUCCACGCAGACAGAUCUCUGACUUGCCCCUGCACUCUGUCAAAGAAGCGGACACCGUUCCCCUGCCACCAAUCCGUCAUCCCAGUCAUAAGAUUGUGAAAGCAGUCCCCCGCUCAGGGUCUAUGGUUAGACUUUACCGUACGCCUUUUCCACAUGACCACUGGUGGUGUUGCAACAAGAACCCGAGACGUAAUAAAAGCUGCUCCGUGCAGCACUUUUAAACUUCAAUCUGACACUUUCCGAUUCAGAAAACCAAUGAAACCAGGGUUUAACAAAACGUAAUGUGCCUUAUUGUUGCUGGCUAAAAGUGAAAUACUCUUUUUUUUCAAUGCAGUAUCUAGAUUUUACAACCUUUUCAUGUCAGUAAGGUAUAUUCUCAUGGAAUGACGGCAGUGGAAAUGUUAAAAUAGUAGUGCGUUUAAGUAUAUACCAUCUUAAAAUUUUGUGUAGUGCUUAUUGACGGAUGACUUGCUUGAUUGCCUAUAAAAUCCAGAAAAUGCGUUAUAUAUCCAUAUGCUUCUCUGCUAUGAUAUCCUUAUAAUGUGUACAUUUAUGAAAUGGAAUUCAAUCAACGGAAAAAAAAAUCUUUGUUUUAUCAUCAACAAAUUACAGCUGGGCAAGAAAUAGAAAUGUAAUGCUCUGUUUUGUUCAUACAUUAACUCCAGUAGGACCAUUCCGAGCUGUAAACUGGUCUUAUAUCAGUCAUUGUGUUUGAAACAACUGGGAGGGAUUAUUGCUGAUUGGAACGAUUUAUAUGUUUUACCUAAAAACACAUUAUGGGUAAUACAGAUGAAGAAACUAUUUAAAGGUUUGUGAAGAAGGUAGAUUAUAUUCUGAAGAUGUAUGCAGCAGCUGAAAUAUGAUAAUACCAUAUCAUGUGUGGUGAAGAUUGACAUGACAUAAUAACACUCAUACAUCAAUAUACAUCAUACUAAAUUAAAAAGGAAAUGUAGAUAAAUUGUAAUAUUUUAACAACUUACUGUAAAUAGACAAAUAGAUGACAGGAAACAUUUGCAUCAUCAAAGUGUCUUUCUGUAUUCAACUUUUGAAAUCAGUAUUAUUAUUUUAGCUUGUGUAGAUUUCAUUAUUUAUGCAGUAUAUUGAUUAAAAUGCCAUUUUGAGUAUUCAUUUUGAACUGA